This is a messenger RNA of Exserohilum turcica Et28A, 960 nucleotides long. RefSeq lists its product as uncharacterized. Lineage: Eukaryota; Fungi; Ascomycota; Dothideomycetes; Pleosporales; Pleosporaceae. The record is from RefSeq and is a predicted model, not a curated record. Gene Ontology annotation, molecular function: mismatch base pair DNA N-glycosylase activity. The transcript has a single exon. Bases 1 to 960 code for a protein of 319 amino acids. Gene Ontology annotation, biological process: base-excision repair, AP site formation.
AUGCUGAAUGAAAAAGCGCCGCAACGCGCUUCGACCAAUGGCGAGAUCUCUGAACCAAGCAAAGCACCAGGGACGUCGCCACCAGCAUCAUUCAAGGACCGAUUGACCAAAUACGCGUAUACCGAGGCAGACGUGCCAUCGAAAGAGGUGUCAUCAUCGUCAAAUCGCCGCCAAGCAAAAAAGCGCACCAGAACGGCCGCUACAGCAGGUGUAAGCAGCGCCCCUGAACCUGAUGGACGACCGAAGAAGAAGCGCCAAGGCAGUAAAUAUGCAGCCCCAUCAAAAUAUGCUCACCUGUCACCGCUUGUUGACAUACUUGAGCCAAAUCUGGUGUGCGUGUUCGUCGGCACGAAUCCUGGUGUUCAGACGGCAACUGCUGGACAUGCCUAUGCACACCCAUCCAACCACUUCUGGAAGUUGCUCCAUUCUUCAGGCCUGACGGACCGCCGAUUAAAACCAGAAGAAGACCGUAGCCUUCCAGCCCUGUUCUGCAUGGGCAACACAAACAUUGUGGAACGGCCAUCCAAGGACGCAGCUGAGCUCUCCAAGGAAGAAAUGGAAGCCGGAACAGCAAAGCUUGACGAGAAAUUUCUCAAAUACAAGCCAGAAGCUGUGUGCAUAGUCGGAAAGGGCAUCUGGGAGGCGAUAUGGCGGUACCGCUAUGGCAAGAAUCCCGGGAAAAGCGAUUUCAAGUAUGGGUGGCAAAACGAGGAGCACAACAUGGGCAAGUGCGCAGAAGACGGCGAACAAGAGCUGGAUGCCAAUGGGAAUGUUUGGAAGGGGUCCCGAGUUUUUGUGACGACGAGUACGAGUGGCCUCGCAGCGAGUCUGAAGCCUGCAGAAAAGGAGGCCAUCUGGAAGCCUUUCGGAGAGUGGGUGCAGAAAAGAAGGGCUGAACGGGGGUGGGUUCCUCGACCAGUAAAGGGCGCAUCGAAUGUUGACGAGGCAAGGCGAUGUUAA